AUCGCGGUGCCCGGAUGAGGCAGUUCCGCCGGCGGCGGGUGGUGCUGCGGCUGUGACAGGGGAUGCGCUCCGGUGAGUAGCGGCGGGGACCGGGGAUAAGAGGUGCCGCGGCGGUCAGCAGUCGGUCCGCUGGGAGACGGGCAUUGAGCAAUGGGCAAUAAGCAAUGGGUACUGAGCAUUGAGGGGCUGCGGCCCCGCGUUCUUCCACCGAUUGGCUGCGAAGUGACAACGGGGCAGGUCCCGCCCUGCGGCGCAUUCUAUUGGCCGGCUGCACAGCCCCUCCGCCUCCUAUUGGCGGGCGCGUCUGCCUGUCUGUCGGCGGCCCGGCCUGGCCCUGCUCGCGCGGCCACCGCCCUGCGUGAGCCGCUGCCCCCCCCCCACCCCGAGCUCCUGAGGUAACGGCGCGCGGCCGGCGCCGGGUGUCCGCCGGCAGGAGGCCGUGGGGCGAGCACGAGGCGGCAGACGUGCCGUGAAGGAUGAGCACGCUGACACAAGGCAGAGCGCACUCCUGGAGCUGGACUUGCAGCCGAGUGACUUCCCAUUAACGUCUCCUGGUGACGCGGAUGGCUCUCCUCACCCACGCAUCCCCAUUGUUCUCCACCCGUGCUCAGUGACUCAGGGUUGCUCUGCUCCUUCCGAAACUCACUUGACUCGGUGAGGAGUGCAGAGAGGGUUUUUUUUUUGUUCUCCUGGUGUUUCAUGCCCAAGGAAAUGGUUAACUGAGUGAAACAGCAGUGGAAAUGCUCCUUGGAUAUUUAAGCCAAGGAGCUCGUUUUGCAUAAAAAUUCCAGGACCUCGUGGAUGGUCAUAUUGAACAUGGACAGUGAGGAAAUUCCGACCUUCUCAAGUCCAAAGGAGGAAACUGCUUAUUGGAAAGAGCUUUCCUUGAAGUACAAACAAAGCUUCCAGGAAGCUCGUGAAGAGCUGGCUGAAUUUCAGGAGGGAAGCAGAGAAUUAGAAGCUGAGUUGGAAGCACAGCUGGUGCAGGCUGAGCAGAGGAAUAGGGAUUUACAAGCAGAUAACCAAAGGCUGAAAUAUGAAGUGGAAACAUUAAAGGAGAAACUGGAGCACCAGUAUGCACAAAGCUACAAGCAAGUGUCAUUGUUAGAGGAUGACCUGAGCCAGACACGGGCCAUUAAAGACCAGCUUCAUAAGUAUGUCAGGGAGCUGGAGCAGGCCAAUGAUGACUUGGAACGUGCAAAGAGGGCAACAAUAGUUUCAUUGGAAGACUUUGAACAAAGACUGAACCAGGCUAUUGAGAGAAAUGCGUUUUUGGAAAGUGAACUGGAUGACAAGGAGUCAUUGCUAGUUUCUGUACAGAGAUUAAAGGAUGAAGCGAGAGACCUGCGGCAGGAGCUGGCAGUACGGGAAAGGCAGCAGGAAGUCACCCGCAAGUCUGCGCCGAGCUCUCCAACUCUAGACUGUGAAAAGAUGGAUUCAGCUGUCCAGGCGUCUCUCUCCUUGCCAGCUACGCCUGUUGGAAAAGGAUCUGAAAAUAGUUUUCCUUCCCCAAAAGCUAUACCAAAUGGAUUUGGUACAAGCCCUCUUACUCCUUCAGCUAGAAUAUCUGCACUCAACAUCGUGGGAGAUCUCUUACGGAAAGUGGGGGCCUUAGAAUCCAAAUUAGCUGCUUGCAGAAAUUUUGCAAAGGACCAGGCAUCACGGAAAUCCUACAUUUCAGGGAAUGCUAACAGCAGCAUGAUGAGCAGCAACGGCACGAAGUACCCUCAUCCAGGGCAUACUUCUUUCUUUGACAAAGGCCCCUGUACUCUCUUCCCUGCCCCAAACUGUCGCUGGAGCCUGAAACAGCCACGCGUGCUCGUAGACCCGGUCCAAUCUGCAGCCGCUGCCUUAUGAACAGCCAGUUGUUGGGUGGUGGGAUUGUGCCAGAGGCGUGAAAAGGGCAGUAAACGGCUUUGAUCAAGGGACCCCAGGACUGGGAGCCUCCAGACCAUCAUCAGCACCUGGCAUGCUACCCCUGAGUGUAUGAGUCGGCGCCAGGUUGUGCUUGGACUUGCGGACGCUUUUCUCGGCCCAGCAAGAGAAGUGCUUUGGUUUCCUCCCCCUCCCUGCCCCGUGGGAACAGGACCUGCACCAUGGCAUGCAGCAGUGCCCGUGCUGCUAGAGGAGAGCCCGUGCUUGCAGCCUUUCAUGUCCUGUUAAUAGAGUUAACUGUAGUGGGUGUGCUCUGUGGCCCCAUACCGUGUGUUGCACAAGCUGACACAUAGUGCUCUGUUCCAGGGGAUGCAGAACCACAGCCAGGUGCUGCUCAACCUGUUACUGCAUCUCUUCUCUUAGUUAGGUUUGGCGUGAUAAAAACACUUGUGGCUUUUCUUGAAGGCUACACCUCUCCCUGCCUGAUCUCACAUCCUGCUGUUUAGGCCAACCAGCUGCUGUCUUCCCCAUGAGGCUCAAACCUCUCAAGACACACGGGGGGAGGUUGGAGUAGGAGAGGAGGCCUGAAAUUUGCUCUGGGGGUGUGAGUUAAUGCAGCGUAGAAAUCACUGCUGGACAGGUGAGCAGCUGACUGUCCAUAAGGCCCUUCUCCAGCCCAGCAGAUGGGUGUAGAGCUGUUGCUCAGGUGGGGACAGGGGCAGCCAGGGCCAGGAUGGCAUCAAGCUGGGGAAGGUUCUUGUAGGCCCAGCACACAUCAUUGAGCACCAGUAUCCUCAGCAGCCCUGGGCUGAGCUUGGCUGGCGCCUCCUCCCUUGGCCCGGGGCCUGCAGCAAGCAUCUGUUUCCCAUGUGCCUGAACCAUCCCCCCCAGUCCUCCUAAGUGACACUUCUGCCCCCCCCCCCAAACCAGACAUCGGCUCUUUAGGAAGCCGCUCAGCCCAGGGGCUGCAGUGCCCAUCAGCUGCCCCCUCCCAGCACCCUGUAUCCAUCGACCCCAUGUUCAGCUCUGUAAUAUAGGACUGGAUUUCAGUGUCACCUGCAGGCUUCUGUGACAGUUUUGGGUGACUGUGUACCUUGUGGGUCUUUCAAGCGAUGCAUUUGUGCAAGUUCUCUGUCGCUGUGCCGCGGAGUUGGUGGAUUUUGAUGUGAACCAAUGCACCCCAUGGGGGUCUGAGAAAAAAAAACCUUCCUUCCCAGUUUGGUCCAUCGCGUUCCAUUGGUUCUGCAGCUGUGCAUUUAUUUACAAGCGUUGAGAGAAACCACUGGCCCCAGCAGAAGAGGUGGGAGCGUUCCCCCUUUGCCGUUAGGGCCCUUAUGGUCCUCCUUUCCUGUGCAUCCUCUGCUGCAUUUGACUGUUUACAUUUGUUUUACUGUACAUAGGUUUGUAAACAUAUUAUCUUUGCCUAAGAUCUUUGUACAUAACUUGGGCUUUGUAGCUUUAUUUAUUCAAAGUCUAUAUGGCAUGUUUCAAUAGGACAGUGUACCAUACCACCGUGGUCACACAGCGUAAUGUGGCUUAAAGACAAAAAACCAACAAAACCUGGGAGUAAUAUUCCAAAAAUAAAGUUCUUUUAACGUGGA
Gallus gallus (chicken) is the source of this 3476-nucleotide messenger RNA. RefSeq names its product nudE neurodevelopment protein 1 like 1 (gene NDEL1). The record is from RefSeq and is a predicted model, not a curated record. Lineage: Eukaryota; Metazoa; Chordata; Aves; Galliformes; Phasianidae. Gene Ontology annotation, cellular component: kinetochore; kinesin complex; centrosome. Gene Ontology annotation, molecular function: microtubule binding. The transcript has 12 exons. The coding region runs from base 802 to 1857 and encodes 351 amino acids. Gene Ontology annotation, biological process: regulation of neuron projection development; centrosome localization; establishment of mitotic spindle orientation.